AUGUGGCCCCGCCUGUUCGCCGACGACGACGUGCCGCAGGGCUGUAAAAUUGGCGGGGUCGCGUACCGGGUCGGCAUCGCAUGGCUGAACCACGAGGACCAAGGCGUGCUGCUCACGUUUAGCGUCAACGCGCUGCUCGCCUUCUUCUCGCUCUUCGCCUACCACGUCUUUGCGCACCUGCCAAGUCUCAAGGCGGUCUUCGCGCCGCGGGUGCCGCUCGAGCAGGGCCCUCCCCCGCAUCCGCUCCACAUCUCGCGCGGGCUCUCUGGGCCGCACGAGGGCGAGCAGCUCGAGGCGACGAUGCUGCGCCGCUUCCUCAUCAUGAACCUGACGCUCUUCUGCGUCUUCGCCGCCACCGCGAUGCCCGCCCUCAUCCUCACCUACUCGAUCGACCCGUACGCCGGGCUCGACAUCCCGUUUGCUCCGCCGCCGCCGCCGCCGCAGAACCCCUUCCCGCCUCCCGCGUUGGGAGGAGCCGCGCCACCGGCGCCGCCGGGGAAGCCGCCGCUCUCGCCCGUGGUGCCGUGGCUGAGCGGCGCGCCGAUCUCGGGCAUCCAGUCCUUCUCGCUCGCCCACCUGCCUCCCGGCUCGCCCCGCUUCUGGGCGCCGGCGGCUUGCAUGCUGCUGCUGACUUCGGUCUUCCUCAUCCUCGCGCGGCGCGAGGCGGAGGUGUACGCGCGGCUGCGGUACGACUGGCUCGCCGCGCCGAGGCCGCACCUCCACGCCGCGCGCCUCGUGACGAGCCACUCGCUCAACGGGGCGGUCGCGCCCGCGGUGACGGCCGAGGACGUGUACGCGCUGCUCAAGCCGAUGUUCGGCGCCGACCUGCACGAGGUCAUCAAGGUGCCGCGCGAGGUGAACCAGUGGCGCCUGUCCGCGCUCGGGCUGCAGCCGCCGAGCCUCCAGGCCGGCGGCGGGGCGGACGUGCCGCUCCUGACGCAGUCGGGUCGCUCCUCCUGGUCCAUGGCUGCGGUCUGGAGCCUGGUCGUCGACCUGGCGCACGAGAUGCGGCUGCUCGCGACGGGCGAGCCGCGCGAGGCGGCACCCGCCCGGGGGGAGGGCUUGCCCGAGCCGUGCCGGAGCCGCCGCGUAGGCGAGGCGACCGAGACCUCCUUCAUCUCGCUCGCUUCCCUCGACUCGAUCACAAAGAUGCUGCAGGAGGCGCACCUUAAGGGCGCGGCGGGUAUGAUCCACAACCUCUCGCCCGCCACGCGCGCCACGCUCGAGGGCUGGAUGCCUGUCCUCGUCCUCACCGUGCUGCAGAUGCUCACGCUGUACUCGGGCCUGCUGCCCGCCCUCUCGCGGCUGCAGCGGCGCGAGAGCGCCGCGGCGGGCGCCCGAGAAGGAGUGCUGGUGCUGCUCGGAUCGUGCGUGGUGGGGUCUCUCUUCGAGACCGCCAAGCUCAUCCUCAGCGGCGGCUACUGCACGCUGCUCGCGCUGCUCGGCCGCUCCGUCCUUCCCCUCUCGGUCGUGGGGGCCGCCAGGCUGUGCGGGGCGCGCGGCAAGGCGCUGAGCGGAAAGGCGCUCUCCGCGCUGCAGCGGCUCUACUACCCGAGCAUCUACGCGCGCGCGCUGAUGGUCCUCUCCGCCGCCUUCCUCUUCGCCACCAUCGCGCCGCUCAUCACGCUCGUGACGAUCGCGUGGCUGUACGCCGUCUCGCGCGCCUGGUCCUUCAACGUGCGGCGCGUCUACCUGCACGACCUCGGCGCCGACUUCGACUCUGGCGGCGCGUACUGGCCGGUGGCGAUGCGGCUCGAGACCUUCGCGCUGCUCACGGCGCAGCUGGUGCUCGUCGCGAUCCACGUGCUCAACUCGUGCUGGUACAGCGGAACCGUCCUCUUCGGGCUCAUGAUCGCCACGAUGGUGCGCGCCUCGCGCCUCCAGCGGCACUACAGCCCGCUCGCCUCGGAGCUGCCGCUCGAGCGGUGCAUCAAGGUGGACGCAUCCAUGGCCGGCGACACGUCGCCUGGCGCGCAGGCCUACCAGCUCGACUGGAUCCUUGCCGAGGCGUCUCGCGCGUACCGCACCUCCUUUGAAAACUCUUCGUUUCGCUCGGGGGACCUCCUCGCCGGAGGCCAGUAG
Emiliania huxleyi CCMP1516 is the source of this 2082-nucleotide messenger RNA. RefSeq lists its product as hypothetical. The coding region runs from base 1 to 2082 and encodes 693 amino acids. The record is from RefSeq and is a predicted model, not a curated record. Gene Ontology annotation, cellular component: plasma membrane. Lineage: Eukaryota; Haptophyta; Isochrysidales; Noelaerhabdaceae. Gene Ontology annotation, molecular function: calcium-activated cation channel activity. The transcript has 7 exons.